GACCGUUCUGGCACCGCAGUGAGGUACAUGUGAUUUUUUACAAAUACAAGUGCCGAUUAUAUAAAACCUCAUGGAAAUAGAAGGAUUAAAGAAAAAAAGGGGUUGUUGUGGGUAAACAUUUUUCGUAUAUCAAUAUACUCUCUAUUAGCUUGUUAUCGCUCUUUUUGCUUGUUUGUUUUUGUUUUAAAAAGUGGUCUUCCUGAAUAAGGCAAUAUGCUCGUCAAUGUACUGGAUUGCCGUACCCGUGUUUAUUAUGGCGACAAACAUUACUCUAAGCAACGCAAAAGUGUCCGUUCGCUGAGAAAGUUUAUUGAAUUUCUGGAUCAACAGCAUAGCUCCAUCUCAAUAUUUGGUCUUCUAUUACACAGUUUCAUGGAGAUAACCUCCGUGGGGAUCUAUGUUUGGGUGCUUCAAUCUAACCAUAGCCAGGAUAUAAAAAAAUUCACCUGGGGAACGUCUAUGUUCAAUGUGGAGGUCGUCUUUAAUGCAAUUUUCUUUCUCGAAUGGGUUUUGCUCUUCUUUCUAGAAGAAGACAAGAAGCGGUACUUCUUUUCCUGGCUUUCGUUUGUGAACAUCAUGACAAGUGUUCCGAUGAUCGUGUUGGGCGUUGGGGCAUUGUUCAAUAGCAACUAUCGGUGGGGGUGGGUGCCUAUGUAUCUUCGAGUGUGGUGGAUCAAUAAUUGCGUGUGUGUAUUGCUAGACUAUCCACAGAUCGUACGCUGCAUGGUAGAUAUGUAUCGUGAAACAUGUCGCUUUUUUUCGCGCCUUUUUCGCAGUCAUUUGUACUUGUAUCGGAACCUUUCAAAUGGUUCAGUGCUGCACGGGAAAAUACAUUGA
This is a messenger RNA of Phytomonas sp. EM1, 837 nucleotides long. The record is from the annotation of a GenBank genome assembly. NCBI's taxonomy places the organism in Eukaryota, Euglenozoa, Kinetoplastea, Trypanosomatida, Trypanosomatidae.